UUGGACAAUAGCGCUGUAAUUCCGAUAACGUCACACCUUUUCGCUUUCGUUGGACAUCAGGAAGUCAGGCGAGUUAAGUGUCAGCAUGGAUUCAGAAGAGGAGAAAGGGAACCUGGCGCAGGUUCGGCACGUGGUCCUGGUGCUCUCGGGCAAAGGAGGAGUGGGCAAGAGCACUCUGACCACAGAACUGGCCCUGGCACUCCGGCAGGCUGGCAAGAAGGUGGGGAUCCUCGAUGUCGACCUCUGUGGCCCCAGUAUCCCCCGCAUGCUGAGUGUGGGCCGGCAGGAGGUGCACCAGUGCGACGCGGGAUGGGUGCCGGUCUACACCGACGCGCACAAGAGCCUGGCCCUCAUGUCCAUCGGGUUCCUUCUGGAAAACCCGGAUGACGCCGUGAUUUGGAGGGGCCCCAAGAAAACAGCUCUGAUAGGCCAGUUUGUGUCGGACGUGGCCUGGGGCGAACUGGACUACCUGCUGGUGGACACGCCUCCGGGCACGUCGGACGAGCACCUGGCCGUGGUGGAGAGCCUGCGGAAGCACAGGGUCGACGGCGCCAUCCUGGUCACCACCCCCCAGGCCGUUUCCACAGGAGACGUGAGGCGGGAGAUCGCAUUUUGCAAGAAGACGGGCCUGCGUGUCCUGGGAAUCGUGGAGAAUAUGAGUGGGUUUGUCUGUCCGCAUUGCUCGGAAUGCACAAAUAUAUUUUCCAAAGGGGGUGGAGAGGAACUGGCCAAGCUGACAGAUUCACCAUUUUUAGGCUGUGUCCCUCUGGAUCCCCAGCUCAGCUCCAGUUUAGAAGAAGGAAGAGAUUUCCUGCAGGCCUUCCCGGACAGCGCCACCUUCGGCGCCAUCAAUCAGAUCGCUCACGCAGUGAUGACCAGCAUCGCCGAGCGCGGGUGACCCCUGACCCGCCCUGCCCGCCGCAUGCCCACCUUCUACCUGCUGCCUUUCCCUUCAGAGAAACAAACUGGACGUUUUUCUAUACGGACCAUGCUGUGUU
This is a messenger RNA of Lepisosteus oculatus (spotted gar), 998 nucleotides long. It is a transcript of the gene nubp2, whose product is annotated as nucleotide binding protein 2 (MinD homolog, E. coli). Gene Ontology annotation, molecular function: ATP binding; 4 iron, 4 sulfur cluster binding; ATP-dependent FeS chaperone activity. Gene Ontology annotation, cellular component: cytosol. Gene Ontology annotation, biological process: iron-sulfur cluster assembly. Lineage: Eukaryota; Metazoa; Chordata; Actinopteri; Semionotiformes; Lepisosteidae. The record is from RefSeq and is a predicted model, not a curated record.